Heterobilharzia americana is the source of this 725-nucleotide messenger RNA. The record is from the annotation of a GenBank genome assembly. Lineage: Eukaryota; Metazoa; Platyhelminthes; Trematoda; Strigeidida; Schistosomatidae.
GAUAUACUACUUUGAUACAUGGAGAGAAUUUGAAUUCCUUCCACAAGGCAGUGAUCCUUCUACAUAUGAAAUGAUACAGAAAAUUCAGGCCUUACAAAAACGUCUUAUUAGUAAGACAGAAGAAGUAGUUGAAAAAGAAUUGUUGAUUCAAGAGAAGGAGAAAAUUUACAUCGAAUUGAAACAUAUAUUGGCACGUCAGCCAGGUCCAGAGGUUGCAGAACAACUCAACGUUUAUCAAAGUAUUAUAAAAGAUAAAACUAAACAAAUGAAAGCAAUGACCGCUGAGAUGAACGUUUAUGAAAGUCAAAUAGCUGAGUAUAAGUCAGAAAUAGAACAUCUGAAUCGUGAAUUACAAGAAGUUAAGAGAAAUUACUUUAAACAAAAAAGACGUCAACAGAAGAUGAAUUUAUCCAAUGAAAGUAAUAAUAGCCAAAAAGAAGAUAAAAUUCAAAGGCAUCUCCAGCAGCAGAGGCAAUCAAUAUUACACGAACAGCCAAAAGAUUCACAAGCACGUUUUACUGGUGGAGGAUUUAAAAUAACACAUGUUGUCAGUUGAUCUGAUAUAUGAUCAAUGUUUAUUAAUUUUUAAAAAAAACGAAAAAAUAUUCAAAUAGGAUGCAUUGUUCAUGUAUCUAUAUGUAAAGAUUUAUACAUUUUGUCACAAAUAAAAUAUUAGUUUUGAUUUUAACUUAGUAUCACUGUAACAAAUCUGCUCUCCUCAAAAU